Molecule: messenger RNA, 1906 nt
Organism: Amphimedon queenslandica
Lineage: Eukaryota; Metazoa; Porifera; Demospongiae; Haplosclerida; Niphatidae
Product: cell division cycle 5-related protein-like
Exons: 14
Coding region: 113-1891 (592 amino acids)
Biological process (GO): regulation of transcription by RNA polymerase II; mRNA splicing, via spliceosome
Cellular component (GO): spliceosomal complex; Prp19 complex
Molecular function (GO): RNA polymerase II transcription regulatory region sequence-specific DNA binding; DNA-binding transcription factor activity, RNA polymerase II-specific
Source: RefSeq, a predicted model, not a curated record
UCCGGAUAAUCAAUACUAAUCUGGGUGUGGCUUGGUCACAUUUGUCGUGAACCAAACGUUGGUUUUUCUUUUUUCUUCUUUCUUCACCAAAACAGACUCAACUCCAACCAUCAUGCCCCGUAUUAUGAUAAAAGGAGGUAUUUGGAAAAAUACUGAAGACGAGAUAUUGAAAGCUGCUGUAAUGAAGUAUGGGAAGAACCAGUGGGCUAGAAUAGCCUCACUCUUACACAAGAAAUCAGCUAAACAGUGCAAGGCUCGUUGGUAUGAGUGGCUUGAUCCCAGUAUUAAGAAGACUGAAUGGAGUCGUGAUGAAGAAGAGAAGUUGCUUCAUUUGGCUAAACUGAUGCCCUGUCAAUGGAGGACCAUUGCUCCAAUUGUAGGAAGGACUCCAGCUCAGUGUCUGGAACAUUAUGAAUAUCUACUUGACAAGGUUCAGAUGAAGGAAGGUGAAGAUGAUGAUCCUAGGAAGUUACGUCCCGGUGAGAUUGAUCCUAACCCUGAGACAAAACCAGCCCGACCUGAUCCUGUUGAUAUGGACGAAGAUGAGAAAGAAAUGUUAGCUGAGGCGAGAGCUCGUUUGGCUAAUACUCAAGGAAAGAAAGCAAAAAGGAAAGCAAGAGAGAAACAAAUGGAGGAAGCAAGAAGACUUGCAUCUCUACAGAAGAGACGGGAAUUGAGAGCAGCAGGGAUUGCCUCAAUGACUUAUCAAAAGAAAAGAAAAAGAGGAGUGGAUUAUAAUGAAGAGAUUCCAUUUUAUAAGAAACCACCACCCGGUUUCUAUGACACAGAGCGAGAGACCAUUGAGCUAGGUGGCCCUGAGGUCAGCAGUUUAUUGAAUAGGAAUGUUGAGGGAGAUAGUCGAAGUGCAAUUGAGGCAAGAGAGAGGAAGAAGGACAAAGAGAAACAAAAGAAAAGGAAAGAGAAUGAUCUCCCGACUGCUGUAAUGCAACUCAAUAAAGUGACUGACGAGUCUUUAAAGAAAAGGAGUAAACUGGUUUUGCCAGCACCACAGAUCUCAGAUCAUGAGCUCACUGAAGUGGUAAAGUUGGGUCUAGCCUCAGAGAGUGCAAGGCUGAUGGUAGAGGAGUCUGGUAGCUUACUCUCAGGAUCACAGCAACUCCUAGCAGACUAUUCCUUAACUCCCAGUGCCCCUGCACCCAUCGGCUCUGCCACUCCUGGCAGUAUCACACCACUAUUGGGGACCAGGACACCAGCAAGACAGGACACACUCUUACAGGAAGCUCAGACUUUGCUUGCUCUGCAGAACGUUGAGACUCCAUUGAAAGGUGGCGAGAACACUCCUCUCCUUCAUGAUAGUAAUUUUGAUGGAGUGACUCCAAGGAAGCAAAUCACCCAGACACCUAAUAUGAUGCUAGCAGCAUCACCUUUUCAUACUCCUCAGCAUGGAGGAGGAGGAGGAGGAGGAGUUGGUGCUCCCAGUGGAUCAGUUACUCCCUCUCAGACCCCAAUCAGAGAUCAGUUGAGUAUCAAUACUGGAGCUACUGGAGGGUUUGAUGAAGAAAUGGAUACUAGUUAUCAAAACCAGAUGGCAAUGAAGGCUCAGUUAAGAGCUGGUCUCAGCUCUCUACCAGCUCCACGGAACGACUUUGAGAUUGUUAUACCAGAACAAGAGGAAGAGGAUUUAUCAGCCAGUGCUGGAGAUGAUGAUAUGAUUGAAGAUGCUUCUGACAUUGAAGCAAAGAGACUCAAAGAAUUAAAAGAGAAAGAGGAAGAAGAGAGGAAGACGUGGUCACAAGCUGUUCAACGAGGCCUACCAAGACCAUGUGAAGUAAAUACUUCAAUACUUAAAGGAGCUCCACACAGAGAUCAGAAAUACAGAGACCUUUAUGAGGUCAGCUAUUGUAUUAUUAGUAUUGUUAUUAGUAGGUGAAUGUAAACAUUGAGG